Molecule: messenger RNA, 1464 nt
Organism: Saccharomycopsis crataegensis
Lineage: Eukaryota; Fungi; Ascomycota; Saccharomycetes; Ascoideales; Saccharomycopsidaceae
Gene: CSR1
Product: Csr1p
Exons: 1
Coding region: 1-1464 (487 amino acids)
Source: RefSeq, a predicted model, not a curated record
AUGACCACUACUUCUGCCAGAACCAUUCCUCAAGGAAGAAUUGAAACCAUCACUUCGGAAGAAGAAUUACGCUUGAAAGAACUUUGGGCGUAUAUCUUGAAUUUCUGGGGCAGACCAGCGAAAAUCCCUACUUCCAGUGAGGGUAAGAAAUUGUUGAGAGCCUCUUGUACCCUUGGAAACGAAUACGAAGAUGCCACUAUCGACAGUGCUGCCAGUGGUGCUGCUGCUGCCACCGCCGAUGCCACCAGUAGCACCACUGCCAAAGAGAAGAAAAGUGGUGGGAAAUUCUCAAAAUUCAAAUUAGGGAAAAAGAAAACCAAGGAGACUAGUGCCACCGCCACUGCCAGCCCAGCAGUGAGUCAAAAUGGCACUUUUGGCCACAAAAGAGUCGGUUCUCUUAGUGAAUCGAUCAAACAAAUCCCUUCGAAAGUGGAAAUUGAAGGGAGAUACACCGACGAGAUGGUGCAUGGGGCCCUUAAAGAUUUGAAACCCGAUGAGAUGUAUGAGAAUUUCUGGAGUUUUUUGAGGCUCGACUCCCCAGAUAAUUUGGUGUUGCGAUUCUUGCGUGCCAGAAAAUGGGACGUCGAUAAGUCGUUGGCGAUGAUCAGCAACACUUUGCAUUGGAGAAUCAAGGAUUCCCAGAUUGAUAGACACUUGAGAGAAGGGGAAUUGAAACUUUGGGAAGAGUAUAUCAAUAGUGAUAAGACCAACAACGCUGGGGUGUUCAAGAACUACGAAUUAAACAAGUCUUACAUCAGAGGGUUUGACAAGCAAGGUAGACCGAUCGUGGUGGUUAGACCAAGAUUGCACCAUUCUUCCGAUCAAACCAUCGAAGAAAUGCAAUUGUACACCUUGAUGGUGAUUGAAACCGCGAGAUUAUUCUUGAAAGAACCGGUUGAUUCUGCUUCGAUCUUGUUUGAUAUGAGUGAUUUCUCAUUGUCUAAUAUGGAUUACUCCCCAGUUAAGUUUAUGAUCAGCGCGUUCGAGGCGCAUUAUCCUGAGUCCUUGGGGGUGUUGUUGAUUCAUAAGGCCCCUUGGGUGUUCAGUGGUAUUUGGAACAUCAUCAAGAACUGGUUAGAUCCGGUCGUGGCUUCCAAAGUCAAUUUCACUAAAAACACCCUGGAUUUAGAAAAAUUCAUCGAAGCCGAAAAUUUGCCGGCAUCUCUUGGUGGUAAGGACGAUUUCGAGCCAACUUAUAUCGAACCAAAAGAAGGUGAAAAUGAUUUGGUGAUCAAUGACUCGCCAGAGAAGACUCAAUUGAUCAAGGAACGUGAAGAAAUUAUUGAGAACUUUAUUGUCACCACUUUGAAAUGGAUUGAAGCUGAUGAUUCUGCGGAGAGUGCCGGGUUCUUGGAACAAAGAAUCAAGAUCGGCAAACAAUUGAAUGAUAAUUACAUUAAGUUGGACCCAUAUAUUAGAGGAAGAAGUAACUUUGAUAGAUUAGGUUUGAUAAAUUUUUGUUAA